AUGUCCGACCGUCCGGCCACCUUUGGCAGCGGCAGCGUCCCUCCGCCCCCUGCGUCGUCGUCGCCGUCUGUGUCGCAGCAGCAGCCGGUCGCAUCUAGCUCCUCGUCGCGCACACGGCGCCAGAGGCCCGUCACCUACUGCCUGCCUCCCUCCAGUUGGGCAGCCAAUGUGACCGAGGACGAUGCCCAGCUCUCGCUGCACAAGCUCGUCGCAGCGCAGUCCCAGCGGCAGGGCUUCGACGCCGCAUCCUCGAGCGCCCUUCACGAGCUCUCGCACCUCACCGAGCGCUUCAUGCUCUCCAUCUUUGCGGCCGCCAGCCACGGCGCUGAGCUGGCCAACCGUGGCUCGCCCUCCGCCCGCGAUCUCAUCUACUCGCUCGAGACGCACGGUCUGCCCAUCGCUGAGCUCCGGCACUUUGCGCGCGACCAGGAGCAGCAAGCAGCGCCGCCCAGCCAAAAGGCGCAGGGCAAGGCGAGGGCGACGUUCCCCGCGCCCACAGCCCGCAGCGUCGAAGCUGCUGCCGACCAUCAGUACGGCUGGACCGACCCGACGUCGGCCUUUCUGCCCUCUGACUCGGACACGGAUGAGCAGUCGGACGCCUGGUCGGUCAGCUCCGAGUCGGACGGCGGCGGCAGCAACGCCAACCGGAGGGCCGCCCUCGCCGCUCGCGUCCAGCGCAGGCAACAGAGGAUCGAGCGGGCCGAGGCGAAACGGCGGCGGCGGGAACAGAGGAUGGCGUCGGACCCGACGGGCUCCGGGCUCGACGUCUCUGCGCUCCAAGAGGGCGAACGGGCGUGGAAGAGGAUAGCGGACCACGUCGUGCCAAAGCACCUGCCGGGACGGCCGCCGAGGCACUGCUGGGUCGAGACGGCCGCAUAUCCGCCCAACGCCUACUCAUCGGGCGGGCCCGGCGGCUCCACCGCCAGCAACCCGCUCGUCCUGGUCAACCGCAAGCUGGCCAAUGCCAGGCUCGUCGAAGCGUCACUGCGACGCCUCAUCCAGAAUACCGACAGCCAAGUCGGCGGCCAGCCAAGCCCGCGCUCGGGCGACUCGCCGUAUGCAUCAGCAGCAGAGCCAUCGUCGUCGUCGGCGGCGGCGGCAGGCGGUCAUCCAUCGGACGGCGUGUUUGCCACGCCAAAGCUGCCAUCGAGGGCCAGCCUGACGUUGCGGCUCAAGAACAAGGUCAGCGCGCCUGCCACGCCGGCGUCGAUCCUGGGCGUCGACGCACCUCCGCCGAUGAUGACGCCGCUGCCGCUGUCGCGCUCCCGGCGGGGCACGCUGACAUCGACGCCGUCCGGCUUCCCGAUGCUCGACCCGCUGCUGGCAUCCCCCAUGACACCCGCCGGCGGCAUCGGAGGCCCCAUGACGCCGUAUCCUCCCACGCCCUCGUCGACCGCGUUUGGCGGUCAGUACUUUGGCUCGCAGGCUUUUGGGUGGAACCAGCGCGCCUCGUUUUCCGACGGCGCUGCGGGCGCCUUUGCUGUGCCGAGGAGCCGAACCGCCUCGAUGGCGGGCCUCGGCGUGGGGCCGGGUGGCGCCGGGAAGGGUGGCGCCGACGUUGACGAGCAGGCAGAGGCCGGCCUGCCGCUGCGGAUGCCCGGCGCUGUCAACUACAAGAACGUGUGGUACGCGCCCGGAUCGGCGGGCAGCGGCGGCGCAGAGGCCGGCAGCGGUGGAGGCGCCAACCGCGGCGCCAAACGGAUGCGCAAGUGGAAGGUGUAG
This is a messenger RNA of Pseudozyma flocculosa PF-1, 1722 nucleotides long. RefSeq lists its product as uncharacterized. Gene Ontology annotation, biological process: transcription initiation at RNA polymerase II promoter. The record is from RefSeq and is a predicted model, not a curated record. Gene Ontology annotation, cellular component: transcription factor TFIID complex. NCBI's taxonomy places the organism in Eukaryota, Fungi, Basidiomycota, Ustilaginomycetes, Ustilaginales, Ustilaginaceae. Bases 1 to 1722 code for a protein of 573 amino acids. Gene Ontology annotation, molecular function: protein heterodimerization activity. The transcript is spliced from 2 exons.